This is a messenger RNA of Neurospora hispaniola, 285 nucleotides long. RefSeq lists its product as uncharacterized. Lineage: Eukaryota; Fungi; Ascomycota; Sordariomycetes; Sordariales; Sordariaceae. The transcript is spliced from 2 exons. The annotation marks the transcript as partial. The record is from RefSeq and is a predicted model, not a curated record.
GUGGAAUCAGUUAGUGUAAGCGGGACUCUGUAUGGGGACUGCCCGCGAAAGCACCAAACCCCCUGCCUAGAACUCUCAGCGUCAACCAUCAUUCAAAGCCAUCGCGAUGAUUCCAGGUUUACGGUACAAGGAGAAUGCUCAGAGAACUGACUCGCAAGACGCGAAUCAUCAUUGGUCCGCUUUAAGACGCGGAUAAAUGUUCCUUCCUCCAGACCAAUACGCCAUGGCCAGGCAAGCACCUUCUCAAUCACUAUCGCCAUCCCGUCAGGAUCCCGUCAGGAUGGC